AAGUAGUGUAUGAAAUUAACGUCAAUCACUCAACUCACAUGUAAAAGCAGCACGGUCCUCACUGCUCUAAAUUCUCGAUUCGGCUCACAUCAUUUUUCUGUUUUUUUUUGGAGUAAAAUUAAAACGUUUAUAGAAGAACACUCCGGUUACCAGGGCAUCUAACCAAAAUCCGUUGAAGAUGUGCGACAAGCCUGCCUGUCCCCCGCCCCCUCGGUGCUGUCCUCCGCCGCCGCCUCCGUGUCGUCCGCCCCCAACUUUGUGGCAGAAGUUGAACUGCGUGCCCUGCAACCGAUUCUUUUUCUUCCUGAUCGGGGCGGGAAUCGGGUUAUACUGGGAUCAACUGAAGAAGGAGGCCCAAAAGGCGGCCGAGGAGGCCGCCAAGUCCCCCAAGGAGAAGGAGAAGGAGGCCAAGGAGCGUGAGAAAAAGCAGAAGGAGAAGGAGAAGGCCGACAAAGAGAAGGCGGAAAAGGAGAAGAAAGAGAAGGAGAAAAAGGAUAAGGAGAACAAGAGCAAGGAGAAGGGCAAGGAGGGCAAGUAACGCUGAAGAACCCCAAGACAAAGAUGUCCAGGAGCAGGAUGAUAUGUCCCAAAAUUUCAAGCUUCUUUAUUUAUCUAGUGUUUACCCUCAAACUUCCAGAUCAAGAAUAAAAUCGGAAAAGAAUUUGAAUUGGGAUGAAGUGAUGGAUCCGGUUUAAUAAUGUACAUAAUCAACAAAUCUCUUUUGUAUUCGGGACCAUGCCAACACGUAUCAUACGUAUCAAAAAUGAAAGCCGAACUAAACAAGGAUACUAAUACGUGAUAAUUGAUAAUGUUAUUACCGAUUGAGACUUAUUAACAUGUUGAUUUACCGAUUAAAACUGUAUUACCAUGACA
Messenger RNA from Drosophila takahashii, 873 nucleotides. Lineage: Eukaryota; Metazoa; Arthropoda; Insecta; Diptera; Drosophilidae. The record is from RefSeq and is a predicted model, not a curated record.